Suillus discolor is the source of this 449-nucleotide messenger RNA. RefSeq lists its product as uncharacterized. The record is from RefSeq and is a predicted model, not a curated record. Lineage: Eukaryota; Fungi; Basidiomycota; Agaricomycetes; Boletales; Suillaceae. The coding region runs from base 66 to 449 and encodes 127 amino acids. The transcript is spliced from 5 exons.
CAACCGCCUCAUUGGAAUGAGUUCACGAGCUGCAUUUCUGAUUUGAGUCAUUCCCUCGCACCACCAUGAUUGCCCAGCAGGAUGAUGAGGAGACACCUCUUCUGCAACAACCAGAGCAACCAAAGGCCAAGACACCUCUACCCUGGGAUCAAUUUUGGAUUCCCUGUUUAUUCCUCAAAGACAUUGGAGUCACUCAUGGAGAUGAAACUCAGGUUGGACACUACGUCAGCAUUCUUGUAAGCAUGUCUUCAUCGUUUUUGCCCUUUUCCUUCAAAUCAUCGUACUUUGCAGCUCAUACCCUGACCAUUUUUCAUUGGAGUCAACUGUCCGACCACAUCGGGCGGAGGCCCGUAAUCCUGACAGCUCUAUUAGCACUUGUUAUUUCAAUGUUUGCAUUUGGGCUGUCAAAGAGCUUCCUUGCUCUGCUGGUAAGGUCAGUGUUCAGUUAA